Molecule: messenger RNA, 1911 nt
Organism: Microstroma glucosiphilum
Lineage: Eukaryota; Fungi; Basidiomycota; Exobasidiomycetes; Microstromatales; Microstromataceae
Exons: 5
Coding region: 1-1911 (636 amino acids)
Biological process (GO): endocytosis; actin cortical patch localization; actin cortical patch assembly
Cellular component (GO): actin cortical patch
Molecular function (GO): Arp2/3 complex binding
Source: RefSeq, a predicted model, not a curated record
AUGCGAGGGACAGGUCAGGCGAUCUUUCUGCUGUGCAACUUGGCCAUCAUGGGAUGCUUGGUCUGGACUUUGAGGAAACGUAGGAGGAGCGAGAGUCUGAGCUCGAAUGAGAUGGAGAACAGCGGGACUGCUUCUCCUACUGGAGAACGGUCGGCCACUUCCACUCUGUGCUCUGCUCUGGGAUCUUCCUCCUCCUCCACCACCAGUACCACCAUCAGCAGUAGCAAGAAGGACGUACAUCGUCCCAUCCUCUUCCUCUUCCUCGGCAUCUCCUUUCUCCUGACCAUCCGCGGCGGCUUCGGUGUAGCUCAAGGGGUGGUAUGGAAGCUCAACUACUACAAUGCUGAAAUCUACGACCAGCGCGGGUUUCGCUCGAGUUACGUGAUAGAGGAGACACUGCUGGCUACGCUGCCCGAGUGGUUCUCGUGCAUGGCGCUGAUCGCUAGCGGGAUGAUGGGGUGGAGGACGCAGAAGAGGGAGGCAGAGGGAGAGGUGGGCCAGGACGCGAGGGAUCUAGAGGCAGCCAAGGGAGAGAAGGUGACGAUGCCAAACGGCCAAGGGGCCAUGUCCCUCUCUCUCCCCGCGCCCGUGCACCAAUCACAUGCGGACCUGGAGACUGUCGCCGACUUCUAUCAUGAGGUGGAUCGGAUGCUGGAGGCUCCACUGGAGGUACCAGAGGCAUUCAGAGAUGAUCCGACCAUCGAUGAUGAGACAAAGGAACAUGCGGCUGUAUUUGACAAGUUUCAGAACUUCUUAGCCCUGCUCGAGGAGUGCUAUGACAAGUUCUUGGACCAGCAGUAUAGCCUCGAUUACUGCAUUGCUCGACUGCUAGACUCUGCCUUUGUCAGGUCACACCAUGAUGAGGUCUCCACUUGCAUCUUGGAUCUUCUGGGAAGGGCCACCUCUCUGCCGGUGUUACUCGUCACCUAUGACCUCCUCCUUGCUUGGGGCUUGAAAGAGCCUUCUGUGUACAGGACAGUCCACAAUGGCGUCGGCGGUCUGGCCAGAGAUAAGAUCACACGGCUCGUACAUCAGAUCUGGGCAGGACAUUAUGCAGCUGUGGCAGAUGCGCGCCUUGGCGGAGGAGUGGCUUCCAAUAAUACCAAGCAUUGGUAUGCCAGGACCAAUGGCAGGAGGGAGAGCACCGUGAUGCACGCAGGAGACUUCCAUGACUGGAGCGCCGAAGCUCAGGCUGCAGCAGACGAUGACUCUUCUGCGCAGACCACUGGUGACCAUCCAGUUCUUCAUCGACUCCUCAGUCAGGUAGCAGAGACGUCUAAUGCUGCUCGGACUCGGAUACACCAGAUUCGACUGCGAGACAAGGCGAUACAGAUCCUGUACGAAGUCUGUCGAGUUCAGAGGCUAGAGCCUUCGAAUAUGCGAGCCGUAGACGAGAACUUUGUCAGUCAUCUCUUUGACCUCGUGGAAGAGACGCGUCUCCACGAAGACGAGGCAUUCAAUUACCUGCUCAUCAAGCUCAUCGUUGCACUCAAUGAGCAGUUCAUGGUCAAUGCCAUUGCACUCAAGGGAGCACCAGGGACGUCCGGAGGUAACAUCGUCCUUGGCAUUCUGAAGACACGCCUGCACGUCACCAAGACGUUCGGCGAGAAUCUCAUCUUCAUGCUCAACCGAGCUUCUUCAUCCAGCGCAGAAGACUUCUGCAUGCAGCUCCUCGUUCUCAAGCUGCUCUACCUCCUCUUUACCACAAAGGAGACGGCUCACUACUUCUACACGAACGACCUUCGUGUACUUGUCGACGUCUUCAUCCGCGAGCUCUCUGAUCUACCAGAGGAGAGCGAAUCGUUGAGACACACAUACUUGCGGGUGCUGCACCCGCUUCUGACUCACACACAGCUGUGCUGGUGCAGAGGUGCUUGGAAGCAGAGUGGUGCAUCGAGCUCGACAGGCUAG